UGUUUUUUGGCUGUGUAGAUCUAUAGCUCGCCGACUGCGUUUAUCGAACGCUUCUCUCUCUCUCUCUCUCUCCUUUUCAUUCCGCUGAAUUAAAAUGGCUGACCCUGAAUUGGAAGCUAUCAGGCAAAGGAGAAUGCAAGAGCUAAUGGCUCAGCAUGGCAUGGGAAAUCAACAAAACUCUGAACAACAGAACUCCCAGGAAGAAGCCAAAAGGGAAGCAGAUGAACGGAGGCAAAUGAUGCUUAGUCAGAUUCUGUCAUCUGAAGCACGGGAAAGACGACUCAGAAUUGUGGCUCUUUGUGGAAGAAGGGAGAAUUCAAGAGUUGCUUGGUCUGCUGGUUCAAUGGUUCUAGCUUCUAAGCGGUCCAUGUCUUGUAUUGAGAUUUCAGUUGCUCGAAUUGCUUUGGUGAAGCCUGAGAAGGCUAGAGCAGUUGAAGAUGUUAUACUCAGAGCUGCUCAAAUGGGUCAGAUAGUUGAGAAGGUUUCUGAAGAGAGGCUCAUAACAUUGCUGGAACAAAUCAAUACCCAAACAACUAAACAGACAAAAGUCACGAUCCAGAGGCGUCGGAGUGUUCUUGAGGAUGAUGACUAGCUCAGUUGAAUCCAGUGCUUCUUAUCUGAUGAUAUGUGAUAAUGCAAUUCUCUCUUGUAAUCUAUAUCUUAAGAUGUACACUUUUUGUGAUCUGCAAUUUUCUCGUCUGUAUCUUGGUCAUCUUGAUUUCCCCCUUGUGUCUCAGUACACUUUUUUAUUCCUGAGUGGUUAUGAAAUUGAAUGAUUGCCAGCAGGAUAGACUUGUGAAGAAAAAAUUUCAUUUGAACCUAAUGCUUCUUAUUUGUCGGGCUGUUUGGUGGUGCAGAUUAUGAAGCUACUUAUAACUAUUUAUUUUUAUUAUUCUUUUGAAGAUUUAUGUCAGAGUGCUUGGUACA
Camellia sinensis is the source of this 927-nucleotide messenger RNA. Its product is annotated as double-stranded DNA-binding family protein. The record is from RefSeq and is a predicted model, not a curated record. Gene Ontology annotation, molecular function: DNA binding. Gene Ontology annotation, cellular component: cytosol; nucleus. NCBI's taxonomy places the organism in Eukaryota, Viridiplantae, Streptophyta, Magnoliopsida, Ericales, Theaceae.